Messenger RNA from Pipistrellus nathusii (Nathusius's pipistrelle), 1641 nucleotides. Lineage: Eukaryota; Metazoa; Chordata; Mammalia; Chiroptera; Vespertilionidae. The record is from the annotation of a GenBank genome assembly.
AUGGGUUCAUUCAUGGGGCAACGCAAGAUUCUGAUCGUGGUGUUGGUCUUUCUGGCUUGGAUCUUCUACUUCAAGUUGCCCUGGCCUGACAGCACCACCCCUCGUCCCCCAGCACCUUGCUGUGCCUCGAAAUCUACCCCCAAGCCCACAGAAUCGCCCUCCGUCUUGGAGUCUGUCUCCCAGGAGUUUGGCAACCUGACCCACCUUUUGUACUGGCCUUCAAGCCCAGAAGAAGAAAAGGACCUAUUGGCCUCCACCAGCCCCAAGAACUCCACCUACCGCCUGAGGGGUCCUGCGCAGGCCAGCUAUGUCCUGGGGGGCUACCUGGAGGCCAUCCUUGUUGCCAGAGACCAUCGGGGCAGGCCCAAGACCCAUGGCGGGGAUCUGUUUCGAGCACAGCUACUGGGUCCCGACUUGAAGGCAGGGGUCCCGGGGGACGUCCAGGACCUGGAGAAUGGCACAUACCUGCUGUCCUUCCCCCUUCUUUGGGCUGGGCAGGCCCGGGUGCAAGUGCGGCUGAUCCACUCCAGUGAGGCCGUUGGGGUUCUGCGAAGAAUCUGGAGGGAGAAAAGAGCCACUGUCGAUUUUAGAGGGUAUUUCCGCGGCCCCACGGGGAAUGAAGAGACUGUGAUUUGCAAUGUCGACCCUCUGUCCGUUGGAACAAGAGGGCCCACCUGCCAGUACAGAAAUGUGGAUUCGGGUGAACUCUGGUUCUGUGCUCAGCCCUCUACCCUGCCCUGCAACUCUUUAGUUGGGCACUCAAGUGGGAGUUACCUGAAUGUGACCACUCUGUAUGAUGAGGCCCUGCUGGCACGGCAAGUGACAGACCAGGUGCUUCCUCAGGGCAUUUCUCCCAUCCAAGUCAGAAGGGCGGCCCCAGGAAACAGCAGCCUGGCCCUGUCCGCUCGGCCCCCGUGCAGUCCUGGGCUCCCCGCCACAAAGCCCUCUGGCUUCUACCACGGGCACGUGUGGCACUCGCUGUCCUGCUCCAGCCGCUCCUUCCCCACUGCUGACAGCGUCCUGGGCUGCCUGGCUGGUCGCGUCGUCCACAUGAUAGGGGACUCCACGCUGCGGCAGUGGUGGGAGUUCCUGCGUGACACCGUGCCCUCCCUGAAGCCGGUGGACCUACACGCCACGUACCAGACGGGGCCCCUGAUGGCCGUGGAGACCACGCGGAACAUCGUGCUGCACUGGCGGGCCCACGGCUGGCCCCUGCGCUCCCUCCGCACGCCCGUGGCCUCCCUGCACUCCGUGGUCCAGGAGCUGGGGGGCCUGGCCGGGGGCCCCCACACCGUGGUGGUGCUGGGGCUGGGCGCGCACUUCACCACCUUCCCUCCGUCCAUCUUUGUGCAGCGACUGGCAGGGAUCCGGGCGGCCGUGGCUGCGCUGCUGGCCCGCGAGCCCCACACGCUCGUGGUCAUCAAACUGGCCAACACGGGCUACAAGUCCGUGUAUGGCAGUGACUGGUUCACCCUGCAGGUGAACCGGCUCCUGCGAGCCGCCUUCGCCGACCUCCGGGUGGCCUUUGUGGAUGCCUGGGAAAUGACCUCCAGCCUGGCCCUGCCCGACAGCAUCCACCCCGUGAGGCUCAUAGUCCAAAACGAGGUGCACUUCCUCCUCUCCUUCAUCUGUCCCACCUGA